Messenger RNA from Oncorhynchus kisutch (coho salmon), 3299 nucleotides. RefSeq names its product interleukin-13 receptor subunit alpha-2-like. The record is from RefSeq and is a predicted model, not a curated record. The transcript has 9 exons. Gene Ontology annotation, biological process: cytokine-mediated signaling pathway. Gene Ontology annotation, cellular component: external side of plasma membrane. NCBI's taxonomy places the organism in Eukaryota, Metazoa, Chordata, Actinopteri, Salmoniformes, Salmonidae. The coding region runs from base 224 to 1525 and encodes 433 amino acids. Gene Ontology annotation, molecular function: protein binding; cytokine receptor activity.
GCACAUGGCUAGGUGGGUGGUGGUGAGUGUGGGAGGUUGAAAUGAAAGCCCACUGCACAGUCACAUGGCCGCUCAGCAUCACAGAGAGUGUUUGCACAUUGGCAAGAUGUCGCCAAGAGAUCUGGAUUAGAUCACAUUUUCCCUUCAGCCGCUAUUUACCAAGAGGGUUUUCAUCUAUAUUUUAGCUGUCUAUUUACCACCACAAACGCACGACUAUGUGAUCAUGCUCUCCGUAGCCGACGUGAGUAAGACCUUGAAACAGGUCAACAUUCCCAAGGCUGCAGGAACAGACGGAUUACCAGGAUGUGAAUCCGAGCAUUUCCCACCUGGACAAAAGGAAAACCUACCUUUUCUAUUUAUUUACCUUGUUUUUUUUUGUUUUGCUUCAGUUUAUUUUGUGGAUCCUCCUGAGAACAUUGGGAUUGAUGACCCUGGCCACCUCGGGCUGCUCUACAUCCACUGGACGGCUCCAGCCAGCCUGACCAACUUGACUGCCUGCUCCAUGAGAUACCAUCUGGAGUACUUCAACACAUAUCAGAGCAGAUGGACUGUGAUCAGGACUGUACGGACAUGGUACCGUGCUCAGUUUGACCUGGAGAAGGAGGUCAGGGUGCGGAUUUCCACCUUACUGAAGGGAGCCUGCACCAACGGCACUGAGCUCAAGAGCCCCUUCACACAGAUGGUUCUGCCACCCAAUAACACAGGCCCAGUUGGCUCCAGGGUCCAGGGGUUUGGUUGUGUGUUUUAUCAGAAGGAGUUCAUGGAGUGCACCUGGGAGACGGGCUUGGAGGAGCCAACCCAAUCCCAGUACAGCCUGUACUUUUGGCAUCGGGAGAUGGAGCAAGCUGAGGAGUGUCCUCAGUACAUCCACUCCAAUGGGGUCAGGACUGGCUGCAAAUUCACAGAGGAAUCUCUCUCAGAAUUCAGUGAUUUCAACAUAUGCAUAAACAGCUCCUCUCCCAAGGUGGUCUUGAGGUCGGCGUUCUUCUCCCUGCAAAUUCAGAAUUAUGUGAAACCUGCAGCCAUUGAGACAGUGCAUCUGGAAGCUAGUCCAGACAGGAGGCUCCAGGUGCAGUGGGACUUGCCCAACGAGAGGAUUCCCAGCCACUGCCUUGAGUAUGAAGUGGAAGCCAGAGAGGAGGGCGUAGGCGGGCAGCCGUUGUUGCAGAGGAACGUAACCAAUGAGAUGACGCUGACUUCCCUUUCAAUGGAUGGUGCCCGGAGGAAGUGCUUCCGGGUCAGGUCUAGGAUGCACCACUACUGUGCUGACAGAGGCUUAUGGAGUGACUGGAGCCAUUGGUCCUGUCACUCAGAUACAGAGUCAGAUGCUGUGGUGGGCUGUGCCGUGGUCAUCGGGAUCAUCAUCUCUAUGUUGAUCCUGUCUCUGUUUGGGUGGGCACUAUGGAGAAAGUGGAAAGCCAGAGAGGGGGAAAUGAUGCCUUUCGGUCCCCUACACAAACUGAUGGAAUAUUCCAAAGGACUCUCUGCUCGCAGUCAUUUCAAUAAAACAAGAGAGAACCAGUAGUAUUAUCUUUGGGCAGACAAAUGAUAAAGAGAUCAGAGUUAGACUGGUCUUCUCACUUAUUUGAAGCACCCAUGAAGACACCCAUGCACAGACACAACAUGAGGAUGAGACAGCAAAGCUCUGUGUAAUUUCAUAUUCAAGACAGAAUUGUAUGGACUUGUAUGCUGAUAUUCAUCUCUUAUGUAUCGAUAUGUUACUCAGUAGAAUAGGAAGUGUUCUUACCAAACCAUUUACGGAAUGUAAAACUCCCGGUUUUACGUUACACAGUAUAGACUUAAGAAAUGCCAUAGCUCUUUCCGGUUGGUUUACUUUCCACAUGUCUUUCAUUUAUAUCACAAAUUAUACUUACUGGAGUCGGUUUUUGUAGUUUUAGUUUGAUGCCAUUGCUUCCAGUCAAAUGUAUCUUUUAAGUGCUUUGCAUAGAAUUCCCCAGCCUGUUAAAAUGGAAUGCAUUGGAUGGUGUUGAACUAAUGCUAUGUUUAAUACAUUUAUUUACUGCUCUAUAGCUAUAAGUCACUAUAAGUUGUUUGGUAUUUUGUUUACAGUAUUGUAUUUGCAGUGAUUGAUGUUUCAGAGGUCUUGAAAUGUAUGUUAUUUGGCACCAUCAUGUGGCCGGUCAGGACGACUGUCCUCCAAGUGUAUAUUGUUUGCUCUUGCAAUGAAGUGUUGCUGAACUGUCUUAUGGAUGUAUUUAUAUCAUGAGCAUGGAGAAAUUGUAAAAGCAAUGGAAGUUGUCUUGACUUUGAUACAGAGGAAGACAAAAGUCCAUCAUCUCAGACUGUCCCAUGUGCCCAUGCAAAUCCAGAUCCUGACCUGGAGUCGUUCCCAGAGGGAGGGUUUUUGUCCUGGCAGCCACCUGGUGUAAUGGAUCAAUCUUCGGCACUCAGAGGUCUUUUGGAAUCAUACAUAUAUGCUAGUUAAUGCUCAUCAGAACUCAAAUAAUGACAUUUCUACAUUUGCAAUAGGUGAAAGGUCAGUUUUGCUUGGGUAUCUAUUGUUCAGACAACGCUGUGAGUAGAUGAUCGGUUUUGAUUUGUUCAGACAUUGAUGAGGCAUGAUGCCAGUGGGGCCACUCUGCUUGACGCAGAUGAUUGGACAAGCACAAACACACAUGCACAAACACACAAUCAUGUUCAUACUUGCUUCUCCCACAAAAUACCUCAUAACUGUACGGCUGUAUUACCCUAUAAAUAAGAAAUUGGAGGAUCGUCACCCCCCUUCUCUCUUCUCUUCUCAACCUGGGUUGGUGCUUUGGCCAUUGGGUAUGAUCUGUCUCUGCCUCCCCCUGGUGGUGGUGGAAAAAAUAUGCAAUUGGCACACUUGAGUAAAAGUAAAGAUACCUUAAUAGAAAAUGACUCAGUGAAAGUCACCCAGUAAAAUACUACUUGAGUAAAAGUCUAAAAGUAUUUGGUUUUAAAUAUACUUAGGUAUAAAAAGUAAAAGUAUUAAUUGUUUCUAAUUCUGUAAAGUACAAAUACCCCCCCAAAAUACUUAAGUAGUACUUUAACGUAUUUGUACUUUACACUGCUGCCUCCUGGUCAGCAUGUCCACAGAUCACUUCGACUGCAGGGUGACUUUUUUUGGACAAUUACGAUCACCAUGUAAUUUUAGGAGAAUUCUAGUCUAACCAUAUUUUCUCUCAUAAAUUAUUGCACAGGAAAACUGGUUAAUCUGCAAAUCCAAGGGAUAUAAUUGUCAUUUAUUUUCAAGAAUUCAAUCAAAUCUAUUCACAAUUUUUUUUACAUUAAUUUGAUGUAAUAAAUACUAAACAUCU